Psylliodes chrysocephalus is the source of this 1425-nucleotide messenger RNA. NCBI's taxonomy places the organism in Eukaryota, Metazoa, Arthropoda, Insecta, Coleoptera, Chrysomelidae. The record is from the annotation of a GenBank genome assembly.
GUCCGAUUUAAAAAUUUCCUGUUCUCAAUGUGAUAAUCUUCUAAGAAAUCGCACUAAUUACGAAGCCGAUCUCAAAAUGGAUAAUAUAAGUUUAACUGGACUUAAAGAACCUUGCGUUUGGAAUUCUUUAAUAUUUCAUGCUGUGGAAAAUCUUUCUGUCGAUAUUAUGCACGAUAUAUUAGAAGGCGUAUGUCAUUACGAUUUUCUCAUAAUUCUUAAACGAUUUGUAGUUGACAUGAAAUACUUUACGUUAGAAAAUUUAAAUUUUCGUAUGAAAACAUUUAAUUAUUCAAGUUUAGAAUCAAAAAAUAAACCACCUCCUAUUGAGGAAAAUUUUGAUUUUUUAAAUAAGGCCAAAUUUAAAAUGUCAGCUUCUGAAAUGUUAUGUUUUGCGCGAUAUUUUGGUUUAUUUGUGGGUGAUCUAGUCCCAAAAGCAGAUAAAGGUUGGCAGCUUUACAUAAUUUUAAGAGAAAUUAUUGAUAUUAUAUUUUCAAGUUCAGUUUGUAGCCAGAAAGUAAUUUUAUUAAAAGUUCUUAUCACUGACCACCAUGAAGUGUAUAUAUCCGACAUAUUUAAAGGGCGUUUAAAACCAAAGCAUCAUCAUAUGGUGCAUUAUCCAUAUAUUAUGUCACAAGUAGGACCGCUUAAAAAUCUUUGGUCAAUGAGAUUUGAAUCAAAACAUAAGGAAUCAAAAACAACAGCGAAUGUUACUAGUUCAAGAAGAAAUAUCACUCUAACAUUAUCUAUCAAGCAUCAGCUGAAAUUAUGUUAUAAGUUUUUGUCAAACAUUAUUUAUGAUGAUAAAAUAUUUAUGGGACCAGGUGAAAUAGUAAAAUUAGAUACUCUCAUUUAUUAUGAUUCAUUUUUAAAAAUGUCUUACCCCUUAAUUUAACAGAGACCUUUUUGCCCCAUUGGGUAAAUAUGUAUGGAUUAGUUUUUAAAUGUUCUUCUCUAAUCAUUACAGGUUCUGAACAUUUAUUACCUACAUUUGGAAAAGUAAUCCACAUAGUUGAAAACGAAAAUAAAAUUGCUUUUAUAUAUAACUCAUUCGAAACAAUAGGUUUUGAUGAGCAUUAUCACGCAUACGAAGUAAAAAUUCUAAAAGAGUACAAUAUUGUAUCAUACGAAGAUUUAUUGGAACCCUUUCAGGCGUUAUGCCAUAAGUCGGUAGAUGGAAAUACGUACAUCGCAGUUAGACAUGAUAUUAGUUAAACUACAACUUUUGUUAAUUUUUUUGUUAGGUAUAACACUUGUAUAAGUUCCUGUUCGAAAUAAAAAGAUAUGUUUUUUAAAUAAUAUGGUUUCAAUUAUAUUACCUUUGAAUUUUCAAGGGACAUAGAUCCCGAAAAUGUUAGUUUUCAUGAACCAAAACGAUAUUUCUUUACACUUACUAAAGUAAAAAUUUCAAAUUGGAUUCUAUACAGG